CGAACCACUUGGCCUCUUCGGGGAUGUUUUGUCAUCAGUGCCAAAGAAGCCCCCGGACCUCGCCAUCCACCUUUCCCUUUCGUCUCUUCCAGAAAGUUGAUCAUACAUUCAAUUGAUUAAUUUCAUAUCCACAAAAAUAAUAUCAAAAUGGCUCGUCUGAGCUUCCUGCUGCUCGGCGCCCUUUCCGCGCUCAGCGGUUUCGCCAACGCCAGCUCCGCCGUUACGGACCUGAUCCCCAGCAACUUCGACCAGAUCGUCCUCAAGUCCGGCAAGCCCGCUCUCGUCGAGUUCUUCGCCCCCUGGUGCGGCCACUGCAAGACCCUUGCUCCCGUCUACGAGGAGCUCGCCGCUACCUUUGCUUUCGCCGAGGACAAGGUCACCGUCGCCAAGGUCGAUGCCGACGAGCACCGUGAUUUGGGCAAGCGCUUCGGCGUCCAGGGCUUCCCUACCCUGAAGUGGUUCGAUGGCAAGAGUGAUAAGCCUGAGGAGUACCAGGGUGGCCGUGAUCUGGAGAGCUUGUCCAAGUGGAUUACCGACAAGACUGGUAUUAAGCCGCGCGGUGCUCAGAAGGAGCCCAGCAAGAUUGAGUUCCUGAAUGACGCUACCUUCAAGACCGCCGUGGGUGGUGACAAGAAUGUCCUGGUUGCUUUCACUGCGCCGUGGUGCGGCCACUGCAAGACCCUCGCUCCCAUCUGGGAAACCGUCGCCAAUGACUUCGCUCUCGAGUCCGACAUUGUGAUCGCCAAGGUCGACGCCGAAGCUGAGAAUGCCCGCGCCCUGGCCAAGGAGCAGGGCGUCACCGGCUACCCUACCAUCAAGUUCUUCCCCAAGGGUUCCACUGAGCCCGAGGCCUACUCUGGCGCUCGCUCUGAGGAGGCCUUCGUCGAAUUCCUGAACACCAAGACUGGCUCUAACCGCGCCGUUGGCGGUGGUCUGAACGGCAAGGCUGGCACUGUUGCUGUCCUGGACAAGCUGGUUGCCGAGUACGUGCCUGCUAAGAACUUCGAGAAGCUCGCUACCGAGAUCAAGAAGGCUGCCAAGGAUCUGCAGGACAAGUACGCUCAGUACUACGUCAAGGUUGCCGAUAAGCUCGCCGAGAAUCAGGAGUAUGCCGCCAAGGAGCUGGCUCGUCUGGUCAAGGUCCUGGGCAAGGGUGGCUCUGCCCCUGAGAAGCUUGAUGAUCUCGUUUCGCGCAGCAACAUUCUCCGUGGCUUUGCCGGCGAGACUGUUGGCAAGGAUGAGCUGUAAGCUUGUUUUGUCGUGACUUGUUGAGUAUAUUGGAAAUUGGUAUUGGAACCCUCUCAUUUGCGUCCCAAACACCCUGCUAUGAAACCGUGGAAAAAUGAUUGGUAUCUUUUUUCACUGGAUUGUAUGAAUUAAGACAUGUCGAAUGCAGCCGGGCGGGUUCUUUUUAGGAGGAGACCUAGGCAUCUGUAUACGAGAAUAGAUUCAUUGCUUGAAGAUAUGCAUUUUAUCUGAAAAGUACGUCUUCUCCAGA
Penicillium brasilianum is the source of this 1498-nucleotide messenger RNA. NCBI's taxonomy places the organism in Eukaryota, Fungi, Ascomycota, Eurotiomycetes, Eurotiales, Aspergillaceae. The record is from the annotation of a GenBank genome assembly.